Messenger RNA from Hermetia illucens (black soldier fly), 1468 nucleotides. Its product is annotated as putative nuclease HARBI1. The record is from RefSeq and is a predicted model, not a curated record. Lineage: Eukaryota; Metazoa; Arthropoda; Insecta; Diptera; Stratiomyidae. The transcript is spliced from 4 exons. Bases 503 to 1450 code for a protein of 315 amino acids.
AAUAUCUACCGUAUAUGCAAAAAUGCAAAUUUGUCAAAAAUUUGGUCCCCUGCCCAACCCCGGUUUCUUCUCAAUACUUAUUUUAAUAAGUCUAUUUUGGGUCCCCUAAAGGGAAUCCACGUUAAUUUUCUUAUAUAUUCAAUUUUUACAUCUGCGAAUUAUAUUCAAAUGAAAUCAGAAUAUGAUAUCAUUUUAGGAGCUUGUAUUCUUUUCCUUUUGAUAAAUUUAAGAGCUUUUAUUCUUCGAAGUAGGUUUCUGACAUGUUUUUCGUAUUUAACAAAGUUUAAUACACAAUUUCAAAAAAGUACUCUUAUUAUAACUCCGAGAUAUUAGAAAUUAUACUGAUUUCCGUCUGUAAAGCGUAGUACUAAGUUUUUCGCACGAAAAAAUAUUUUCGAACGAAAUUUUUUCGCUGUGGAAAAUUGACAGUGGAGAUUUGUGACAGUGACAGUGGAGAUUUUCAAUUUUAAAGAAAAUAGCAGUGUUCCACAAAAUACAAAAAAUGUUUAUCGAUUCAGACUCUGAUUCUGAUUUGGAAGAUGCUAUUUUGUUAUAUAGUGCAGUGCUUGCCGAAUCUAUCAAAAAACAAAAAAAGAAAAGGCAAAAUAAAAGCAUUUAUUUGAAGAAGCGACAAAAAAGUGGCAGGUUUGCAAGAGAUUUUCAGGAUUUAAUUAAAGAUCCAAUAAGAUUCUGUGAAAAUUUUCACAUGGACGUGAUAACUUUUCAGCGGAUCCUAUCGAUGGUGACACCUUAUUUGAAGCCCAAGAAAAUGACUCGGCCAACAGAUGGAAUAUCUCCGAAUCAAAAGUUGGCGGCAGUGUUAGAGUACUUCGCUUGCGGAAGUCUGCAAAGGCACAUCGCUUCUGUGUAUAGGAUAAGUAAGCAACAUUUUGGUAAAAUAAUUGAUGAGGUUUCGAUUGCCCUCAUAUCAGCAUUAAAUGAAUACAUUCCACCAUAUGAUGCCAACGUCAUGAUUAAUGCUGCAAAUGACUUCAACUACCAAUGGAAUUUUCCAAAUUGUGUUGGAUCAAUUGAUGGAAAACAUAUUGCCAUUAAAUGUCCUCCCAAAGCUGGUAGUAUGUUUUUCAAUUACAAGGGUUACCAUAGUAUUGUUCUUUUGGCUGUCGCCGAUGCCAAAUAUAAAUUUUCGUACAUUGAUGUCGGAGCUUAUGGAAGCGAAGGAGACGCAGGUGUUUUUUCGAGCAGUAAAUUGGGAAAAGCAAUGGCAAACGAAUCACUUCCAGUUCCACCAGACGCUAAAAUACAUGAUAAACGAUUGCCGUUCUUUUUCGUCGGAGAUGAUGCAUUCCCACUUGGAAAGCGGUUAAUAAAACCAUACGUUCCGAAACGCAAUCAAAUGUUAGAACCAGAUAAAAGAUCUAUAAAUGGUCUUGCAUUCCGCAACUGUAAUAAAAGCACAAAUAUAAUGCCUACACCAACAUUUUCAUAAAACUAUAUUACCUGGUCU